UCUUUACGUCAGCACGUGUACAGCAGCAGCGGCAGGCAGGCAGUAGUCAUCUCCUAGCUUCUGUCCACUACGUGAGGCUCUGCAUGCUCGCUGCCAGAGGGAACAACCACCGGAGAGAAGAGGCGGAGGGGGGACCGCGUUGUUUUCCGCCCCGAAAAAUCAACUUUUCUCAGAAAGUUGUGCGUCGAGCGAUGAGGGCUGCCGUGUGUCUUCAUGGCGGAGAAGUAGGAGGAGGACAGGGCUUCAUUUUGGCGAUCUGACGCUGCGCGGUCUGAGCUGUGUACGUCUGUGGACGUAAAGGAGAAGGUGCCUUUUUGUGGCCACACAUGCUCCACAGAGUGGGGAGCUGAUCCCAGGAAACAUGAUUUUCAAGAAUAUUCACCCGAGAACUUGCAGAGCAUGGCUGUCUUUGGUUUCCCCGAGGCAGGAACCGUGUUUCUACUCCACGGUGCCCCCGCAGCCGGUGCCCCCGCUGACCCAGACCCUGCAGGGGUAUCUGAGGGCGCUGGAGCCCCUUCUGCCCCCGGAGGAGCUCAACCACACCCGCAGGAUAGUGCAGGACUUCGGGAGGCCCGGGGGCCUGGGRCAGCAGCUGCAGGAGGGGCUGGAGAGGAGAGCCAGGUUCACCAAGAACUGGGUGUCAGACCUGUGGGUCCAGUGGGCGUACCUGGAGAGCAGGCAGCCCCUGGCGGUCCACUCCAACCCGGCCAUCUCUCUGCCCCGCAGGGACUACAACGACUGGAGGAGCCAGCUGCUGUUCUUCCAGCUGGAGGUCUACAACAGCGACGGCUCACGGAUGACCGAGGGUCAGAUUCACAGUCAGCUGCACAGAAUCAGGUCUCAGUCCUGGAAGACGGACAAGGAGCCCAUGGGCAUCCUGACCAGCGAGCACCGCCACACGUGGGGCGAGGCGUACAACCGCCUGCUGAAAGACAAACUGAACCAGGAGUCUGUGCGGAUGAUUGAGACGGGUCUUUUCUCGCUGUGCUUGGAUUCUCCCGUCAUGAGGAUAUCAGAUGAGAAGUACGCCAGCCGUAAGGCGGCUCAGAUUCUGCACGGAGGCGGGACGUACUCCAACAGCGGCAACCGUUGGUUUGACAAAACGCUGCAGUUUGUGGUGGGCGAGGACGGAUCAUGGGGCCUCCUGUACGAACAGGCCACAGCCGAGGGCCCGCCCAUAGCCAACCUGCUGCACCAUAUACUGGAGUACUGGAAGUUGUGGUUAAAUUAUCAUUUAUAUUCUUUCAGUCUGAUCAACGACCUCGACGUUCACGUCUUCAACUUCAAAAGGUUCGGCAAAGAGCUUCCCAAGAAGCACAGCUUGAGUCCAAACUCCUUCAUCCAGGUGGCUCUGCAGCUGUCCUACUACAGAGUUCACAGCGAGGUUUGUCCUGCCUGCGACAUCGCCUCACAGAGGAUGUUCAGAGGAGGACGGACCGAGUACAUCCGCUCGCCCACAAACCAGGCGCUCAAGUUCAUCCUGGCCUUCGACGAUCGGACCGUGUCGAGAGAGGCGAAGCUGGAGCUGCUCAGAGAAGCAGUGGAUGCGUACUCAGAGCUGACCACGCAGGCUCUGAGAGGACACGGCAUCGACCGCCACCUGCUGGGGCUCAAGCUGCAGGCCAUCGAGGAAGGACUCAGCAUUCCCAAAAUCUUCAUGGACACGGCUUACGGCCUGGCCACGCACUGGAAGCUGCGGACAGGACAGGUUCCCACCAACACCGACAGCGUGAUGUGUUUCGGGCCGCUCGUUCCCGACGGUUACGCCAUGUSCUACAACCCGCAGGCGGACCACGUCCACUUCGCCGUCACCGCCUUCAACUGCUGCGAGGAGACCAACGCAGAGACAAUGGCUCGCACUCUGAAGGAAACGCUGUGCGACCUGCAGGAGCUGCUGCAGCCUACCGUGUAGAGCUGCUGCAGCAACAAACUCGAUGAACCCUCCUUCCAAUAAGGGAAAAGAAACUUUCUAAAUGUUUUCUACGAGGCUUGUAUCUCAUUUAUGCUAAUUGUUACUCUUCCAUCGGAGCCUGGAGGCUGAGCUCUGCRGCUCUGCUGUGCUUUUGAUACAUUUUUUACAGCUGAUUUUUCUCUCUUUCAGCACGAAACUCUGAUUAAACGCUGGCUUCAAAUGUGAAAGUGAAAACAAGCUACCUGACACUCCAGCAUUAACCAAAGCAUCAAAUCACUUCACUCCUCUUUUUACGAGUUGGGAGACGACUAGCGGCCUUCCUGGCUCUUUCCACCAUAAAACCACCGUUUGCUCUGUCAGCACAGUUAAUUGGAUCAUUUGAUUUUUGUAGGUUUAGGAGCCUUUAAAAUGGACCAAAGGAGGUUAUUAUAAAUGGAAUAUAAAUGGUUUCUUUGGCAUCUGAGGUAAAAAUAAAAGAAAUACACAGAACCUGUAACAGGAAGCAGGAUGUGCAUCUUAUUGCGGGAAACUUGAUGGUAAAACCUUUACGAAUGUGAAAGCUCUGACUUUGCAUUUGUGUCUUCAUCCAUUUCUGUUGUAGACUUUGCAAUUAUGGCUCUGACUGUAGGUAUGCAAGGCGAGCAGCUAUUUUCUUACCGCCAUUUUCUGCCUUGCUUGGAAGUACAUGUUCUCAUGUCUUUCCUAAUUUGAAGAGUAAGUAAUAGAUGGGCUUCUGUACCCAAGUCCUGGAUUAAAGGCUCCUAGGAGUUCUGAUCAGCUAAAGAAGUAAACGAGUAGAUACAGAAAUGCUUGUUUUUAUAGGAAUUGUUCCAUUUUAAAACCUGGAUUGAUUCUCYGAUGUGAUAACUAGCAUAACAAUGGCAUUAAAAGUGAUUACCAUUGUUGGGAUUAAUUAACUUCAACCUGGGAUUGUCCCUGAUCUUGUGGCUGUACUUUACAUGUUGAGGUUUUCCCACUCGGAUGGCUCUGCAGGCGUUUGUUUAAACCUACAGGACUCCUUAACAAAUAAAGAGUGUGAUCACUUGA
Messenger RNA from Poecilia reticulata (guppy), 2959 nucleotides. The record is from RefSeq and is a predicted model, not a curated record. NCBI's taxonomy places the organism in Eukaryota, Metazoa, Chordata, Actinopteri, Cyprinodontiformes, Poeciliidae.